AUGGACUUGCUUCCAGUUUGUCGUGCAGUGCUGGAAGCAAAUAGCAUCCUAUCUUCUUCCAGAGAUGGCAUCCAGAUCUGUGAGACUUUGCAGACAAUUAAGAGGUACCUGGGCGGAACGGAAAGCCCGCCCUCUCUGAAAGAGAAGGAAGAAUUUAUCCACAGACAUUUCACUACCUUUCUGCAAUGUCUUAUCAGUAACGUGGGUCCAGAUUGGCUGGAGCUUUUCCCAUCAGACGAGGAGAAGGAAUUGUGGGAUAGCUUUUUCCUGGAAGGACCAGCAGACCAAUCCUUUAUGGUUUUAUUGGACUCUGUCAUUUCUACAGGGCCCAGUUUUCGUCUGAACAAAGUCACUGAGGUCCUGGAGCGAUUCCUACAGAGAGGUGGACUGUCCUCUUUGAUGUGGGAGGUGUGCAGGCACCAAUCUCAAGCUGGCUCUCCGGUGCUGCAGGAAGCGCUCCUCAACAGGGUUGUGUGUCUACCUGACCAUCUCGCCAACAAGCUCCGGGGAGAAAACCAUCCAGUCUUCUUUCCCCAAAACUACUUCCCGUUGCUCGGUGUGGAAAUCGUACGGGUGCUUGAGAGGAUCUCAGAAUCGCUGCGAGGUGGUUUGGAUUGCUCCAUCGCCUUCGUGUCUCAGAUAUUGGGGAAGGUCUGUGUGCACGGAAGGCAGAAAGAAAUCAUGAGCGUCUUGGUGCCCCACCUGACGGAUCGAACCCAGUCUGACUGCAUCUGGCAGCGAAUAUGCUGGCGACUGAUCGAGAGCGUGCCGGACCGCUGGAUGGAAGCAGUGAUCUGUGGCUUUGUUCGGGCAGCGCCAGGGUCUGCCGUGUUGUCCCGAUUGCUGGGGAAUUUGGUUGUCAAGAGCAAGAAGUCUCAGUUUGUGAUGACCCAGAAGUUGCUGCUGCUUCAGUACAGCCAUCCGACCGCAGUCUUGCAGAGCCUCCUUGGGUACCUAGCCCUGGACAGCACGCGGCGUCCCUUACUGAUCAAGGUUUUGAAAGAGCUGCUGGGGACCUGGGGAAGCAGCAGCGCCGUGAAGCACUCGCCUGUGGAGCAGCAGCUGUACAUAAGCAAGGCCAUCCUGAUCUGCCUCUCACACGUGAAAGACGCAGAAAUAGAGAGCAACAGGCAAGAGCUGCUCACAAGUGUGAUGGAGGGGAUGAAGUGCCACCUGGACAGCAACUUGCCCCAGAUCCGCCAUCUGGGAAUGGUGGUAGCAGAGAGCAUUAGCACCAGGAUAACGCCAGAAGGGCCUGCCCUGAAAUUUCAGUACGAAGAAGACGAGGAGCUCAGAGAACUCAAGUCCUUGCUGACUCCGAGAACAGAACAGACCCUUGUCGGUGAUCUGCCAGGCAUUGCGAACAACAGACCACCUGUGGCAUCAAGUGCUGUCCUGAAGCCCAGCGUGAGGCCAUCCUUGGGUGCUUCUGAAGAGCUGGGCAAGGGGGUCGACUCCGACCUGGACAGCGACGAUGACCUCGUUCCCUACGACAUGUCUGAAGAUAAAGAGCUGAGGAAGAUCAAGGCUCCUGCUUAUAUCCGAGAUUGUAUUGAAAUCUUGACAGGGCCCGAAGAUGCAGACAAGUACGAAGCCACCGUGGGCAUCCUGGAGACAUUGAUCCGAAGAAAUGCAGCAGCUGCACGAGAGGUGAGCGUGGAACUAACAAAAGUCCUGCUGCAUCUGGAAGAGAAGAGCUACAUCGAAGGUUUCAUGGGGCUCCGGCAGAGCGCUCUGGUGGCUCUCGCCGUCACAGAUCCUGUCCCGGUGUCCCACUUUUUGACUACAGAGUUCUACUCCCUGAACUACAGCCUCCGCCAGCGCAUGGACAUGUUGGACGUUCUGGCCACAGCGGCUCAGGAACUCUCCCGGCCCAUCCCCCCUAAACCAGAGCGCCUCCCGGGUGUCAAGCAGCCCAGCAUCCACAUCCUCUCUGGAGAGAAUCCAGAUCCUUCAGACUGGCGACGAGUUGUGGAAGAAAGGAUCAGAAGCAAGACCCGACGGUUUGCAAAGGGCCCAUCUCGAGCAGAGCUGCCGUGCACUCCCAACAAGUUUGGCCCCGUUGCUGGCCAUUUCUUCUUCCCGCUUCUUCAGAACUUUGACAGGUCUCUGGCCACCUUUGACCUCCUCGGUGACGAUCACAUGGUGCUCGGCCGGCUGGCGCACACACUGGCCAUCGUGAUGUACUUUGCUGUCAACGCAGCGGUAGCAGCUGUGAUGGGAAAGGCACUGCUUGAAUUCGUUUGGACCCUUCGCUUUCACACAGAUGCCUAUGUGCGCCAGGGCCUUCUGUCUUCGGUUUCUUCUACACUUCUCAGCAUCCCUGCCGAACACCUUCUGGAAGACUUGUCAGAGGAACUACUGGAGACUCAGGCCUGGCUGGCAGAUGUGGCAGAGAGGGACCCGGAUGGCAACUGCAGGAGUCUGGCGCUGCAGAAUCUGCUCCUGAUGGAAAAUUUGAAAAAGAAACUGGAAACGGUUCCUUUCGAGUGAAGACGGCUCGAUGACAGAGGUGUUUUCCCACAUGGGGAUGGGCUUGUGCCGUUUCCCUCUGGCCGCUUCAUCUGCCAGCUCAGCAUAGCAGCCACGGGACUUCCACUGGGACUUCCACAAGGCAUUUGCCCGCGUUUUCCCUGCCCCGCCGCCCCUGCGGCAGUCAUUCUCCCCCUUUUGGAAUUGACCGUUGACAGUCAGAGCAUUAGAACAGCAUAAUGAUCUACCAACUAGUUCUUCUGAAUCUUAGCUUUGAUUUUUAAAAAAGUAUCUGUCCCUUUAUUGCAGACGGCAUCUCUUUGCAAUGAACAGGGCUGGAAGUUUGCUUUUUUUAAUGAAAGCUGGCAAUGCAGAUACUCUGAUAUGCUGUUAUAAUGCUGUAACACUGUGGCUGUGGGGCCGGGCAGGUGGGGGGGGGGCUACUCUCCCAGCCUUCACGCUCAAAGUGGUAUAAGUUCCACUGAACUAAUUUAAGUGGACUCUUAAGGCAGCCUGUCUUGCAAUGUACUGAAUGACUCAGGUACUAGCAUUUCUCAAAAUAACACUUUAAAUCUACAUUCAGGCAGAAAAUUAAACUUUCCCCCCUACAAAACGAUUGUUU
Molecule: messenger RNA, 3094 nt
Organism: Gekko japonicus
Lineage: Eukaryota; Metazoa; Chordata; Lepidosauria; Squamata; Gekkonidae
Gene: TELO2
Product: telomere maintenance 2
Exons: 20
Coding region: 1-2493 (830 amino acids)
Biological process (GO): telomere maintenance via telomerase; protein stabilization
Cellular component (GO): cytosol
Molecular function (GO): telomeric repeat DNA binding; Hsp90 protein binding
Source: RefSeq, a predicted model, not a curated record